This is a messenger RNA of Schizosaccharomyces osmophilus, 1917 nucleotides long. It is a transcript of the gene cdc45, whose product is annotated as DNA replication pre-initiation complex subunit Cdc45. Gene Ontology annotation, cellular component: DNA replication preinitiation complex. Gene Ontology annotation, molecular function: DNA replication origin binding; single-stranded DNA binding; chromatin binding. Bases 1 to 1917 code for a protein of 638 amino acids. Lineage: Eukaryota; Fungi; Ascomycota; Schizosaccharomycetes; Schizosaccharomycetales; Schizosaccharomycetaceae. The transcript has 2 exons. Gene Ontology annotation, biological process: mitotic DNA replication preinitiation complex assembly; double-strand break repair via break-induced replication; DNA replication initiation. The record is from RefSeq and is a predicted model, not a curated record.
AUGUUCGUCCGGAGGUCCGAAUAUGCCCUUGCUUACUCUAAAAUUAAAGAAGCAAGUAUCUCAGGGGGAUGUGUAGUACACAUUUUCGUUGCAUUAGAUCCCGAUGCAUUAUGUGCUUGCAAAUUACUGUCUCGAUUGCUGAAGGCCGACUUUAUUUCUCAUAAAAUUAGACCUGUUUCAGGGUAUCGUGAUCUGGAAAAUGCGAAUGAAACCAUAUUAGAGAAAAGCGAAGAUUUGAGAUUCCUAAUUCUACUCAAUUGUGGAAAUAUGGUCGACUUGAGUGGUUACCUAAAAUCUGAUGAGGAUAUAUCUGUUUAUGUGAUUGAUUCCCAUCGGCCUUAUAAUUUAGAUAAUUUAUACAGGGACAAUAGAAUUUACAUAUUCGAUGAUGGUGAUAUUGAGGAGGAUAUGAGCAAAAUACACGAUGCAUGGUUUGCACUCGAAUCUUUAUCUUCCUCUGACGAGGAAAAUGAUUCUUCAGAAUCCGAGAACGCACCAGAUGAUGAUGGUAAUGAAGAUCAAGACGAGGAUGGAUUACAAGGCUCUUCUGAACUUCCUAAGCGGAGCAGGAGAAGGUACUCAACAGAAACAGAACAGCGUCGAGUGCAUCGAAAGGAUAUCAUAAGGAAAAAAAAGGAAUAUCAUUAUGUACUAGCAGAAUACUAUGAUACCGGAACUUGGUUUGGGGAGUCAAUUACAAAUAUGCUAUACUCGCUUGGGUCUAUGCUUGGUCGAGAGGACAAUGACAUGCUUUGGUUAGCUAUUAUCGGUCUCACAAGUCUGGAAGUCCAUUGUCGCUCUUCAAAGAAAUAUUUCGAUAGAUCCUACAAUCUUUUGAAGGAUGAAGUAAACCGGCUGAACCCUCUACCGUUGGAAAGAACGAAUGUAGGACGACCACACGGUAAAACUCCUUAUGAUCAGUCCAUACGCCUUGAAGAUGAAUAUAGAUUUAUGUUGAUUAGACACUGGAGCUUGUACAAUGCUAUGUUGCAUUCGGCAUACGUAGGCUCGCGUUUGCACAUUUGGAGCGAAGAAGGACGAAAACGCUUGCAUAAGCUCCUAGCUAAAAUGGGUUUAAGUUUGGUAGAGUGUAAGCAAACUUAUAUUCAUAUGGAUAUGAAUCUUAAAAAAACACUGAAAAGUAGUCUUCAAAGAUUUGCUCCUCUUUACGGACUUGACGAUGUAAUAUUUCACAGCUUUACCCGUACAUACGGAUUUAAAUGUACACUUAGUGCAAGCGAUGUUGCUUAUGCGAUUAGUGCUUUGCUUGAAGUUGGAGGAGCCGGUACAUUUCUCCAAGCAAAAAAUGUAACUAAGGAACCCGACAUGACCGAGGAGCAAUAUUUGCAAAAAUUCGAAGAAGAACAAAAACAAGAAUGGCUAAAAAAUUUUUAUGACGCUUAUGAUGCCCUCGAUAAUGUUGAUGCGUUAGAGAAAGCCUUGAAAUUGGCCAUGAACAUGCAACGUUCUAUAGUUCGCACUGGCAUCGCUUUGUUAGAAAAACGAGCCAUAAAAGCACUACGCUCUUUUCGUAUAGGAUUGAUUAGUGAAGGACCUGAUAUAAGGAUUUUCCAGCAUCCACUUGCUUUGACAAAACUAAGUCUUUGGGUCUCCGAGGCUAUUAGGGAGCAAGAAAAAGAGUUAGGGAAAUUGAAGCAUUUGCCUCUUGUCUUAGCUGUAAUGAUUGAAGAAAAAAGCAGCUAUUUAAUUGUAGGUACUUCUACUUCUGCCUUUACAAGUAAUGACGACGAAGAUGAUGGACACGGCCAUAAUCGCUUUGGUGUAGCCUUCCAAGAAGUAGCAAGCAUGACUUCUGCUACGCUACAGAUGGAUUGUUUUGAAGCUAGUGUCAUUGAAUGUAAAAAGGCUGAUUUAGGCUUGUUUCUUGAAAGCCUAUCCCUAAAAACCUUACAAUAA